AUGUAUGACCCACUGUCCCAGCGUGAAGGUCAACCAAGCCUGGCUUGCCCUGGCGACCAGCUGAAAUUCCUGAUCGCCUUCGCCUUGGUGGCAGCCGUCAGCGCUGACGUCUCCCAUCUGUUCUCAAACAGCGAUAACCUGCAAGCAGAUGGAUACCACUACCAGGAGCCAGCUACGAAGUUCGUUAUCGAUGUGCCCCAAGUCAUCCAGAAGCCCGCUGUUGUCUACGAGAGACCAGCUCCAGUGGUCGUCCAGAAGCCCGCUGUUGUCUACGAAAAACCAGCUCCAGUGGUCGUCCAGAAGCCCGCUGUUGUCUACGAAAGACCAGCUCCAGUGGUCGUCCAGAAGCCCGCUGUUGUCUACGAAAGACCAGCUCCAGUGGUCGUCCAGAAGCCCGCUGUUGUCUACGAAAGACCAGCUCCAGUAGUCGCCCAGAAGAUCGUUGAAUCCGGCAUCCUGAAGGAAGAUGGAUACCAUUACAACCAGCCAUCCAUACCUUUCACAGUCUCUCAGAACUACUUGCCCCCCGUUGUCAAGCAGGUGGUCGAACCCGUUCGCAAGGUUGUGAUCCCAGCUAAGCCCCAGAUCGUGGUUAAGCCCGCUGCCCCAGUUGUGAUCCCACAAAAGAUCGUCAACGAGUAUCUGCCUCCUGUUGUGAAGCCUGUUGUGGUCCCAGCUAAGCCCCAGAUCGUGGUUAAGCCCGCUGCCCCAGUUGUGAUCCCACAAAAGAUCGUCAACGAGUAUCUGCCUCCUGUUGUGAAGCCUGUUGUGGUCCCAGCUAAGCCCCAGAUCGUGGUUAAGCCCGCUGCCCCAGUUGUGAUCCCAAAAAAGAUCGUCAACGAGUAUCUGCCUCCUGUUGUGAAGCCUGUUGUGGUCCCAGCUAAGCCCCAGAUCGUGGUUAAGCCCGCUGCCCCAGUUGUGAUCCAAAAAAAGAUCGUCGAUGAGUAUCUGCCCCCAGUCUACAAGCCACAACCAAUUAUCGAGCCCAUCUAUCGCAAGCCAGAACCUGUGGUCAUCCAGGGUCCAAAGGGUUAUAGCUACCCCAACGACCCCCAGCCAUCUUUCGAAUAUUAA
Messenger RNA from Drosophila hydei, 1074 nucleotides. RefSeq names its product proline-rich extensin-like protein EPR1. The record is from RefSeq and is a predicted model, not a curated record. The transcript has 2 exons. Bases 1 to 1074 code for a protein of 357 amino acids. Lineage: Eukaryota; Metazoa; Arthropoda; Insecta; Diptera; Drosophilidae.